AUGUCGUUCGGCAACGCCGUUGCCAGUGACUCCAAGAGCGCAACCGUGAACACGUCUCCCACCGAGAUCCUCGUCAAGUCCGACCAGCAAGUCAGCGACGCCUUACUACGUACCGUCCAGCGUACCGUCAACACCGCCAACCGCCCCCGCAAUAUCCGCACCGGCUGCAUCCUCGGCAUGGCUGCUGUGUUCGGCACCCUCCUCUAUCUCGACCGCGGCCGCGACGCCGCCACAGCCUACAUCAACCGCCUGAACAAGGAGGCAGAGAUUGCAAAGGGCAAGGCAGAGAUCGAGGCAGAGAUUGCAAAGGCAAAGGUGGAGAUCUUGAGGGCCGAGGCGGAGAAGAUUCGAGCAGCAACGCGCGCUUCCCUGGCAGGAAUGUAG
Messenger RNA from Phaeoacremonium minimum UCRPA7, 384 nucleotides. RefSeq lists its product as hypothetical. The record is from RefSeq and is a predicted model, not a curated record. Lineage: Eukaryota; Fungi; Ascomycota; Sordariomycetes; Togniniales; Togniniaceae. The transcript is spliced from 2 exons. Bases 1 to 384 code for a protein of 127 amino acids.